Molecule: messenger RNA, 312 nt
Organism: Nematocida homosporus
Lineage: Eukaryota; Fungi; Microsporidia
Exons: 1
Coding region: 1-312 (103 amino acids)
Source: RefSeq, a predicted model, not a curated record
AUGUUUCAGCCUCAAACAUCAGAAAUUUACAUGGAAACCCCCAACUACGUCACUAUCCUACAGCGCAUUACCGAAAUUCUUCUAACCAAUCCACAGCACCCACAAGAUCUAUCCCGAGAAACUCUUCUCCUCCCACUUUUUACAGCACUCGACCUAGCCGCCACCAAACCCACCAAUCCUUUCAAUCUUUCCACCACCCGUCUCCAAUGGCACGCCCGUCUCACCCGUACACUAACCCAAACUCUUCUCACCCGCCCCGAAUCAUCCAUCCAUCGCCCCCUUCUCCUCUUCCUCCUCAACUCUCCCUUUUAG